Hipposideros armiger (great roundleaf bat) is the source of this 734-nucleotide messenger RNA. Its product is annotated as 60S ribosomal protein L10. Gene Ontology annotation, cellular component: ribosome. The transcript is spliced from 2 exons. The record is from RefSeq and is a predicted model, not a curated record. Gene Ontology annotation, biological process: translation. NCBI's taxonomy places the organism in Eukaryota, Metazoa, Chordata, Mammalia, Chiroptera, Hipposideridae. Bases 38 to 682 code for a protein of 214 amino acids. Gene Ontology annotation, molecular function: structural constituent of ribosome.
UUCCUUUCGGCGAGCCGGUGAAAAUCGUGGUAUCGCCAUGGGCCGCCGCCCCGCCCGAUGUUACCGUUAUUGUAAGAACAAGCCGUACCCAAAGUCUCGCUUCUGUCGAGGUGUCCCUGACGCCAAGAUCCGCAUCUUUGACCUGGGGCGGAAGAAGGCAAAAGUGGAUGAGUUCCCACUCUGUGGCCACAUGGUGUCAGAUGAAUAUGAGCAGCUCUCUUCUGAAGCUCUGGAGGCCGCCCGUAUUUGUGCCAACAAGUACAUGGUGAAAAGCUGUGGCAAAGAUGGCUUUCACAUCCGAGUUCGGCUCCACCCCUUCCACGUCAUCCGCAUCAAUAAGAUGUUGUCCUGUGCUGGGGCUGACAGACUCCAGACAGGUAUGCGGGGUGCCUUUGGAAAGCCCCAGGGCACAGUGGCCAGGGUCCACAUUGGCCAAGUCAUCAUGUCCAUCCGCACCAAGCUGCAGAACAAGGAACAUGUGAUUGAGGCUCUACGCAGGGCCAAGUUCAAGUUUCCUGGUCGCCAGAAGAUCCACAUCUCCAAGAAGUGGGGCUUUACUAAGUUUAAUGCGGAUGAGUUUGAAGACAUGGUGGCUAAAAAGCGGCUUAUCCCAGAUGGAUGUGGGGUAAAAUACAUCCCUAAUCGUGGCCCCCUGGACAAAUGGCGGGCCCUACACUCAUGAGUGUUGGCACUGCCCCCUCUUUACGCUCACCAAUAAAAAGUAUACUUCUGUC